This is a messenger RNA of Bursaphelenchus xylophilus (pine wood nematode), 3551 nucleotides long. The record is from the annotation of a GenBank genome assembly. NCBI's taxonomy places the organism in Eukaryota, Metazoa, Nematoda, Chromadorea, Rhabditida, Aphelenchoididae.
AUGUCGGGCUAUGGCGAAAGUGAAUACUACAAAGAUCUGCUCGACUACUAUGUCAAAUGUCUUCCAAAAUAUCACAGGCCAAAACCGCCGUAUGGAAUGUCGGGCACACAGGAAAACCUCCUUAUGAUUCAAGCAUCGCGUGAAGCAGAGAAAAUUAGAGGUGUAGGUUGUUUUUCUUGCUCUUUUUCUGAGUUUAGGUUGAGAUAAAAUGUCGAUUUUGAUGUAGUACUAGACGAAGGGGAAGUUUUGAUUUUCUGCAAGGUAAAUCUUGUUGAAUUUGCGCUUCAUUCAAUUAAGGGUACUAUUUGCAUCAUAAAUAACGUUCUUUUUUGUGUUCAAUAAACUAUUAUUAGCUGCAAACGGCUUUUCGACCUUGUAGUAGACAUCAAAAAGGAUGUUUUUGUACGUCGCCGAAAUUUGCGCCCUGUUUUAACACGGUGCGGUUGACGAUUUUACAGUUUUCGGUACCGAUCUUUUGGCUCUAUUACUAUUCUUAUUCAUAAAGUUUUCUUCUAGGUAGAGGACGACCCUUUCAAUCCGAAGCCCUUUGAUUUCAAAGCGCAUUUGGCGGAGAUGGAGAAGAUGGAACGGCUACAGGCAGAAAGAAAAGUCAAAAGAGAGGAACGAGAUCGGAACGAACGAAAUCAGUGGAAUAAUGGUACAUUUUUAUAUUAUUCUUGAUGUUUAGGUAUAAAUUUCGAAAAUUAAUGAGGAUCGCUAAGAUAUUAGGUUUAGGCCGUGGACAUCAAAAUAACCGAGGAAAGAGUUGGAAUGGAGGAGUCGUUGUCAAAGAAGAGGAGACAGUCGUUUCGAUACAUUCAAAAGAUCGAGCUCAUCGAAACGGCUCGAGGGAAACUCAAGUUAUGGAUAAAAAACACGAUAAUUUUGCCGAAGUCGCUGGUCCGAGCUUUGAAGAGGCCCCUACAGAAGAUCGUAAGCCCUUUCAGAAACAGAUUGCUACCAAAAAAAGAAUGGAGAGGCCGAAACAAAUCAUGGAGAAGCCGCCGAAAAACCCGAAUGUGAAAACAGUUCUAGUCCCGGAUGGUUUUGGCGGAUUCCUGGAGAUUACUCGAGUCAAAGUCAAGAAUCCGAUGCACAGCGACAACUAUCGACCGAAACCGACGAAGACGCCCGCUUUGCCACCGGUCAGUUCGGACUACGACAAGCUGACUCCGGCCGAGAAGAAACGACGCUUCAUGAAGGACCUAAAUCCGAAGGCAGCGAGAAAAAAUCAGCCGAAGCCAGCCCCUAGAUUUGUUGAGGAUUCAGAGUCGAGUGAGGGCGAGGAUUCGCCAGCACCUUCGACGUCGUAUAAUCGAAGAAGACGGCCCAGAACUCCGGUGAGUAAUCGAGCCGGAAGCAGCUCCGAAAGUGAUGAACCGAAGAGGAAAAGGAGGCCGGAAGUUAUUGUGGAAGAGAUUGAAGUGGACGAGGCGGAUCUGCCACCGCUCAAGGCGGAGGUCAAACCAGAGAAUGUGCAGUAUGUCAAUCCACUGCAGGUAUGGUAUUUUUUAUAUUUUUUUUUGAUUUUUAGGUCUUUGCAGGUCCAGAAAGAUAAUAAAACACCUUUUUCCCACUUCGAUUUCAUUUUCAUCCAAAAAAAUCGUGUUUUCAGUCCCUCAUCGACUUCAUUACCACACCCGAUGCCCUCACCGACGAGGUCCCCGACUUUUUGAUCCCGCCGUUUUUAAAAAUGCAUUGGAUUCAAGGAAGUGGAUUCAAAAACCGAUCGAUAGUCCAGAUGGACACAGCUCUUUAUAGCGCCUUGGAAGAAGCCCACAAAACGAAGGCAAAAUCGUUGUUCAUUGUGGAAGAACCCCUUCAUUGUCUGAAUGCGACCCUAUUGAAAAAGGCGGGAGCGAUUUUGUGCAAAAUGAACCAUUUUUAUCGACCACAGUAAGCCGUUUUUUGAGGUAUUGGGUCAGUCAUAAUCGCUCUGCCACGACCCUGAGGGUACACCAACUUAGACCCUUCGAGUUUGAAACUUGGUGUAGAUUUAGAAUAGAAUUGUCUAAGAGAUGUCUGAAAGUUUUACCUAGCGCUUUGCAGGAACCGUUGGGAUUUUUAAGUCGAAAUAGACGAAAAUUCAUACUUUUUUUGCGACUUUCGGUUGAAGAUUAAGGGUGAUUUUGAAAGUGAGGUCUACGGUAAGCAAGAAAUCAUUUUUUCCGGACAGAAUUUGAAAAGUGAUUGUCAAAAAGAAAUGUUUUUUAUCAGCCCUACCCUACUGAUUUUGCGCACUACGCCGCAGAAAGGAUCGUUGAAUUUCUCGACUGUCUCACCAAAGUGUACAAUGAGGGCCCUGAUCCAAUGGCAAAAACGUACCAUUUUGCAUCCGGGAAGUAUCAAAAAUGUGACAAAAUGCUUUCCUGUCCAAGUGAAAAAAAGUCCAAUUUCAAAAGCGCGCCUGCUCUAUUUGUGAAGGAAAAAUGCGCGCCCUUCAAAGCGAAGUUUUUUUACUUGGAGACAUUUUUGAUGCUUCCCGGAUGCAAAAUGGUACUUUUUUGCCACUGGAUCAGGUCCAUCACUGUAAACUUACAUGAUAAAGAUUCCCUAGAAAUCUUUGGUGGACCAGUCGAAACAUUCAACGGUCUUUUCUGCGGCGUAGUGCGUAAAAUCAGUAGGGUCGGCUACAUAAAAAACAUUUAUUUUUGACAAUCACUUUCUGAAUUCUGACCGGAAAAAAUGAUUUCUUGCAUACUGCACACCUCACUUUCAAAAUCACCUUUAAUUUUCAAACCAAUAACGCAAAAAAAUAUUAAUUUUCGUCUAUUUCGGCUUAAAAAUCUCUACGGUUUCUGUAAAGUGCAAGGUAAGGCUUUGAGGCAUGUCUCAGAAAAUUCUUUUCUUUUUCGAGGGCUGUUCUGUAAUUUGAUGGAUCUUUGGGCCACGGUUUACCAAGUUUUUUUUUCAGUUACCUCCCCGAUGUCCUCGAGGAUAUCCCGAGAAGGCUGGGAAAAUCCAUAGAACACGUCUUUAUAACCAUCACUCACAAUGCCCUAUUCAAUUUGGAUAUGGUCGAAGAUCACGAGCCGGACAAGGAACUUACAAACACAAUGUUUCACUCAGUGGAUAACCGAAAACCUUUGGCGGAUGUCUUCGAGAAUCUCCCGAAGAUUAUUAAAUGCCUGGUCCAACAGUUCAAAUUGAAACAAGUCGUCAUCAUCGUCCCACCGACUGUGAGUUUUUUUUUUUUUUUUUUUUUUUGAGCCGGGUUUGAGAUUUUGCACGCGAUAUUUCCACAUUCCACAUUAUUUUCCCGGCAGACUGAUAGAAAUAAAUUUCUUAAAAUUUCAGUGCAAAAGCUCUGAUCUCCUUCAAAGACUUCGGAAUCGCUUUAUCGAAGCCAUCGAACGGCACAAGUAUGUUAAUUUUGGAUUUCUCUUGAAGAGAAACUUUCUUUAAGAUACCUCCAAGAGCAUGUUUUCUACGCGGACUUUCAUGGCUACUGCCGUACCAGCGACGUCAAACCGUGCGCAGCCGGUUUACAGCAAUUCCUCAGGAGCUAUUUUACUAUUUACGGGGAUAGUUGGUUGCAUCUCAGGAAAUGA